UUUUAAAAUAUACGUUAUUUCGUGGCGGGAAAUUUAUUUUUGAAGAAGCAGACGUCACCAGCUGGCCUUCCUCUGUGCAAUUAUUAUUUGGAUAUCGAGUUUUGAGUUACAAUUAGAAACAAAUUCUUAUUUUAUUCGACGACUCGGAACUUGCACAGUUUAUCCAUAACUCACCACUACCGGCUGUAUUAUUCUGAAAAUUCUUUGGAAGACGAUGUUUUCUAUCUUCGUUCAACGAUUCGAUUAAAAAUCUUUUGAAACGUUAAAAAGCUACACAAAUGCCGAAAUCGGCAACGAAGUGGACAUUUUGGAGAAAGUGCAAGAGACCUGUUGGCGAAGAGAACGAAGAGAAUAAGAAAGGAAAACGGAAACGAGCAGCGGAAACAGAAAUCGUGGUAUCGACAAAGGAAAAAGAGGUUUCGGCUGUGGAAACGAAACGGAAAACCAUGGAACAUACGCUAACAAGAUGCGACACCCGUUUACCAAAAAUCACACCAAUUAUUGAUGACUAUGAGAUUAGUAAUCACGUGCUCGGUCUUGGAAUAAACGGAAAAGUUGUUCAAUGUUAUGACAAAAAUACCAGGGAAAAAUAUGCGCUCAAGGUAUUAUAUGACUGUGUAAAAGCACGAAGAGAAGUUGAAUUACAUUGGAGAGCAUCAAAUUGCAAGCAUAUAGUACAAGUCAAAGAUGUGUAUGAAAAUACAUAUAGUGGAAAUAAAUGUUUAUUAGUUGUUAUGGAAUGCAUGGAAGGAGGAGAAUUGUUUGAAAGAAUACAAGAUAGGCAAGAUGGUGCUUUCACAGAGAGAGAAGCUGCACAAAUAAUGUAUGAAAUUUGUGUUGCUGUAAAGCAUCUACAUGACAUGAAUAUUGCACAUAGGGAUCUUAAACCAGAAAACUUAUUGUAUUCUAAACCUGAUAGUACUGGAAUAUUAAAACUUACUGAUUUUGGUUUUGCAAAAGAAACACAUUUGAAAGAUACAUUACAAACUCCAUGUUACACACCAUAUUAUGUUGCUCCUGAAGUUUUGGGACCAGAAAAAUAUGAUAAAAGCUGUGAUAUAUGGUCACUUGGAGUUAUUAUGUAUAUACUAUUAUGUGGUUUUCCACCUUUUUAUAGUAAUCAUGGUCUAGCAAUUUCACCAGGAAUGAAGAAAAGAAUUCGAUUAGGUCAAUAUGAUUUUCCAGCUCCUGAAUGGUCUAAUGUGAGCACAGAAGCAAAAAAUCUUAUUAAAGGUAUGCUAUGUACAGAUCCAGCUCAAAGACUUCAAAUCGAUGAAGUUAUGCGCAAUAAAUGGAUUGCUCAAUAUACAGAAGUACCUCCUACACCUUUACAUACUGGUCGUGUACUUCGGGAAGGUGAAGAACUUUGGCCAGAAGUUCAAGAAGAAAUGACACGGUCUUUAGCUACGAUGCGUGUAGACUACGAUACAGCAAAUUUAAAACAAUUAGAUCAUACGAAUAAUGCGUUAUUAAACAAACGCAGACGAGCGAAACAGUCGAAUGCCGUACCACCGACUGCUAAUCCUACGCCAGCAUCCUAGAAAAACCCAAUAAGAGCUAAUCAACGCUGGUAUGUUUUUUACGAAAAUGUAUAAGGUAUAAUAUAAUUACUAUGAGAAUUGUUUUUUUGAUAUUUAUAUAAUGAAAAAUAUCGAAGAUUUCAAUGCAAAAUAAUCUAGAAAAAAGUUAUAUACACUAAAAUAUUAGACAUUGUAUUCAAAGUUGCAUUCUAAGCCAUUUUAAAAAAUAAUACGAAUUCCACUAUACUGACUCUACAAUUAACAAUAAAUUGCAUAAAUAAAUACUAUAUAUUUGUCUAUGAUUCUAGAAAACAUUU
Molecule: messenger RNA, 1837 nt
Organism: Apis laboriosa (Himalayan honeybee)
Lineage: Eukaryota; Metazoa; Arthropoda; Insecta; Hymenoptera; Apidae
Gene: MAPk-Ak2
Product: MAP kinase-activated protein kinase 2
Exons: 10
Coding region: 279-1541 (420 amino acids)
Biological process (GO): peptidyl-serine phosphorylation; protein autophosphorylation; intracellular signal transduction
Cellular component (GO): nucleus; cytoplasm
Molecular function (GO): mitogen-activated protein kinase binding; calmodulin binding; calcium/calmodulin-dependent protein kinase activity
Source: RefSeq, a predicted model, not a curated record